GAAAGGCUUGUGCACUGCGCCACUCGUGGGCAGAUAUAUACACUCAGCCCUCUCUCUCUCCUUCUCCUCCUCCUCGCUCACAUUCUCUCUUCUCCUCCAUCAGGCAACAUCCUGCUCUCACCUCCAUCUCCAGCAACCAUGUCCAGCACUGUAUCAGCCUACUCCGACAAGAUCAAAGAGAUGUCCAUGCUGUCUCUGAUCUGCUCCUGCUUCUACUCACAACCACACCCAAACAGCCUCUACCAAUAUGGAGACAUGGAGGUGAAGUCCCUGAACAAGCGGGCAUCCGGCCAGGCCUUCGAGAUCAUCUUGAAGGCCCCCGCUGACCUCUCUCCAGACAGGCCGCAGCCCCUGCUUUCUGCUCCCAAGAAGGACCUCUCCCCGGACGAGCUCCAGAAGAGGCUGGAAGCUGCGGAGGAGAGGAGAAAGUCUCAGGAGGCCCUGGUGCUGAAGCAGCUAGCUGAGAAGCGGGAACACGAGCGACAGGUGCUCCACAAGGCCCUGGAGGAGAACAACAACUUCAGCAAGAUGGCCGAAGAGAAGCUUAACUACAAGAUGGAGGUCAACAAAGAGAACCGCGAGGCCCAGCUGAAUGCGCUGAAGCAGCGGCUCCGGGAGAAGGAAAUCCAUGCCGCUGAGGUCCGUAGAAACAAAGAGCUCCAAGCUGACCUCUGUGGUUGAAAACAUUUUCUACAGUUUUGUUAAGAGAUUCUCAUCUGAUGGGUUUUUGUUGGAGGAAAUGCUACUUUUUAAAAUCUCAAUGUCUCAAAGGCUCUUGCAUUGUUCAGUAUACACUGAUUUCACAAGCUAAUAAUUUACACAGAUUGUUUCUCAUCUCUCAGUGUGUAUUUUUUUUGAAAACUACAAACAUUUGAAAUGCAAAGGCACAGUAAGUCAAAGGUCAGAUUUAAUAAACCUUUGUACCUGUGUUAAGACUGCACCUGUGAGUUCAUACAAAGGAACAACAUGAAAACAAUUGAAAAGUUAUUUCUCUUACCUUUUUUUACCUUUUGUUUAAAAUAAUGUUUGGUUCUGUCCAGAAAAAUGACCAGUUAAAUUUUGCACUAGUGUAAAUACUUGGAAAAUCUGUCUGUGUGUCAAACCUAAAAAGCUACUGUAAAAGACAGGCGUAUGGUGAAAUAUUUGAUUGUUUUAGCGCAUGGGGCAGGCGAGAAGAGGUGGUGUGUGUGUGUGUGUGUGUACAUCUUUACUGUUUGUUUCUGUGUUGGGGAUAUUGGGAUUUUGUAGAGAUGCUAGUUUUAUGCCUGUUCAUGCACACCUUUUCAGAAGGGUGUGUGUGCGCCUACGUCAGAGAGCAAGGCUGUGAGUCGAUUCAAAACAUAGUAGUUCAAUAGGUAAUGUUCAAUUCUCAUAGGAAGUAAAUGUCUACGCUGCAUCUGUACUGUGAGUGAAUCUGUUCCACAUAUUUCCAAACUGUCAUUAUCUUGAAAAAUGAGCUUGAGGUCAUAACACGAUCCCUACAUCUAUUGCAUACGGUACUUUAUGACAUGGGAACAGAGCCACGCUAAACGGACUCAAGAGUUGCCCCUGUGCUAGAGGCUUGCUCAGACCUCGUGAAACGGGAUAAUAUACCAUAUUCAGCACAAUCUACAGGCAAACACACUAACCUGGCCAUUCAUCAUGUAUAGUGACACCCAUUGUCAGUUUGUGCAGCUGUCUUUAAUCAACAUAUAAAGUUAAUCAAUUGAGUGUAUAAAAUGGAGCAUAGUCACAUUUAGGCCUCAGCUCAAUAAAGUUCAGUAUUCACGUUGCUGUAGGUCAGGAAAUGAAUAAGGUUAUGACACAUAUGUUUAAUUUGCUUGAAGAGUGGCUUCCGUUCUCGCUUCAGUUUCAUUUCCUGGCUACUGAAAUCUCCCACACAGUCUGUUUAUUUCUGAGAGACACUCACUUGUGACUGUUGAGUAAGUGCCACUGUAGGGGACUAUAUUCAGUAACAAGAUGACUCCACGACAGAAUGCCAUAGUUAGUUUGCAGUGAGAUACAGAGUCAAUGUGAAAUAACUAGUUUUAUGCAAAUCAUAUGCAAAUAAGAAGGAUUAUGAUGUGAACUUUGGCAUGCGAUGUAGAGGUAUCAAAUGCUGACAUAGCCUGAAUGUAUUACCAGACACACUUGCUCUUCUAGCAGCAUAUAAGCCUGGGUUACUCGUGCCAGGUUUCCCUAUACAGUAUAAUGCUGGGAUAAUGCUGCUCAGCUUCAGUGGGGUUGCGCUAGGACACACAGUGGGGUUAUGCUAGGACACAAUUCUGUCAUGCUGGUGCUUGACUUGGUUGGUUGUCGCCUUGCUUAAGUAACCUUGACAUCGUGCCAACUACUGUUUUAAUUAUCUUUGUCUAAGAUGGGUCCAGCAGUCCAUUAUGCUUACAUACACAGUCUCCGCACAUAUAACGACUCUGUGUGAAUAACUCACCUUUGGUCAGCCGUUGUUGCUUGCAUAUAUAAGUCUGAUAAACUAUAAUACAGUUGGUGAUACCUUAUUUUUUCAUUUACAUUUGUGACAUUUAAUAAUUUACAUGUGUGUUGUUUACAAAUGUAGUAAAAUAUGUCACAUGAGAUCUGAUAUCAUAGCUUUCACACAUCUUUGAAAAAUCUAGCCUGGUAAAAAUAAUGCUUCAGAAUGAAUUUCACUGGAUCAAUAAACCCUUCAUGGCACGUUCAAACA
Salvelinus fontinalis (brook trout) is the source of this 2680-nucleotide messenger RNA. RefSeq names its product stathmin-3-like. Gene Ontology annotation, cellular component: neuron projection; cytoplasm. Bases 139 to 681 code for a protein of 180 amino acids. Gene Ontology annotation, molecular function: tubulin binding. Gene Ontology annotation, biological process: neuron projection development; microtubule depolymerization; regulation of microtubule polymerization or depolymerization. The record is from RefSeq and is a predicted model, not a curated record. The transcript has 5 exons. NCBI's taxonomy places the organism in Eukaryota, Metazoa, Chordata, Actinopteri, Salmoniformes, Salmonidae.